Molecule: messenger RNA, 2396 nt
Organism: Lethenteron reissneri (Far Eastern brook lamprey)
Lineage: Eukaryota; Metazoa; Chordata; Hyperoartia; Petromyzontiformes; Petromyzontidae
Product: protein kinase C delta type-like
Biological process (GO): protein phosphorylation
Molecular function (GO): diacylglycerol-dependent serine/threonine kinase activity; ATP binding
Source: RefSeq, a predicted model, not a curated record
AGGCGUCGCGAGUCCCUGCAGGAAAGUUACUUUGAGAGCUCCGCAAGAGGAGGCGGCAGCAGCAGCAGAAGGCGUCAAGGCACCGGGGGAGACGCGGAUACUCGACCCAGCUGGACCCCUGGCACCGUGUGGCUAUAACCGUGCUGAAGAGGGUCAAUCUCAUCGAAGGCAGACAAAAAGGUUGCAUAGACAGGCAAUCGGUCGCGAGUGGAGGCCAUGGCGCCCUUCCUGAGGAUAACCCUGUCCAAGUACGACCUGGGCACUGCCAGCCAAGAUGAUGGAGGACAGCCUUUCUGCUCGGUCAACAUCAAGGAGUCAUUGGACACAGAUCGCGGGAAGACUCUAGUGCAGAAGAAACCCACGAUGCAUCCCGAAUGGAACAGCAGCUUCGACGCCCACAUCUACGACGGGCGCGUGAUGCAGUUCGUGCUCAUGGUGACGCCCGAGAGGGCGCUCUCCGACACCACCCUGGGCGUCGCCUCGCUCGCCGAGAAGUGCAAGAAGGGCAGCGGCCGCACGGAAUUCUGGCUGGACCUCAAGCCACAGGGCAGGAUCUACCUCGUCGUCAAGUACUUUGUGGAAGAAGCAGACCUGAUGUCCCCCAUGGCCGAGUUGGCGACACUGAACAAGAGGCGCGGGGCCUUCAAGCUGCCCAAGGUGCACGAGGUCAAGGGCCACGAGUUCGUGGCCACGUUCUUUCGGCAGCCGACGUUCUGCUCCGUGUGUCGCGACUUUGUGUGGGGACUCAACAAACAAGGCUACCAGUGUCGACAGUGCAAUGCCGUCAUUCACAAAAAGUGCAUCGACCUUGUCAUCGCAAAGUGCACCGGCUCGGCCAAGAACAGCCGCGACACGCUGUUCCACAAGGAGCGGUUCAAGAUCGACAUGCCGCACCGCUUCGAUGUGAAGAACUACAUGAGCCCCACGUUCUGCGACCACUGCGGGACGCUGCUGUGGGGACUCGUCCGGCAGGGCCUGCAGUGCGCAGAGUGCUCCAUGAAUGUUCACCACAAGUGUCAGAAGAAGGUGGCCAACCUGUGUGGCAUCAACCAGAAGCUCAUGGCUGAAGCGUUGGCUCAGAUUGAGAGCGCUCAUUCGGUCCGAUCCCAAAGGGACAGAGAGAAGACGGCCCGGGAUCCCACCGUGGAUAUUUACCAGGGCACGGAAACCAAACGCCUCAGUGCGGUAGACGGGCACUACGAGAAGGCGUGGGACUCGCACACCGACCCGCGCGCCCCCGUGCCGCCCAGCCGCGUCGCGAGCCUCCGCAAGGAUCUGCGCAGGGUCACCCUCAACGACUUUGUGAUGCUCAAGGUCCUGGGCAAGGGCAGCUUCGGCAAGGUGAUGCUGGCAGAGCUGAAGGGCCGCCAGCAGUACUUUGCGGUGAAGGCGCUCAAGAAGGCCGUGGUGCUGAUGGACGACGACGUGGAGUGCACCAUGGUGGAGAAGCGCGUCCUCUCCUUGGCCUGGUCUCACCCCUUCCUCACGCACCUCUUCUGCGCCUUCCAGAGCGAGGAGCACCUGUUCUUCGUGAUGGAGUUCCUGAACGGAGGAGACUUGAUGUUCCAUAUUCAGGAGAAGGGUAGAUUUGACAUCGCCCGAGCUACCUUCUAUGGAGCAGAGAUCGUGUCGGGGCUCCAGUUCCUGCACCUACAUCGCGUGAUCUAUCGCGACCUGAAGCUCGACAACAUUCUGCUGGACCGAGACGGCCACGUGAAGAUCGCCGACUUCGGCAUGUGCAAGGAGAACAUCAGCGGAGAGCUCAAGACGGGCACGUUCUGUGGGACGCCGGACUACAUCGCCCCCGAGAUCCUGGCGGGGAACAAGUACGGCACAUCGGUGGACUGGUGGUCGUUUGGCGUGCUGCUCUUUGAGAUGCUCAUCGGGCAGUCGCCCUUCCACGGCGACGACGAGGACGAGCUGUUCGAAUCGAUCCGCACCGACGUGCCACACUACCCGCGCUGGAUCACCAGCGACUCGCGCGGCAUCCUCGAGAAGCUGUUCGAGAGGGACCCUCAGAAGCGACUGGGAAUCGUCGGAGACAUCCGCGCGCAACCGUUCUUCAAGACCAUCGACUGGACCGCCCUGGAAAAGAAACAGAUCACUCCUCCGUUCAAGCCGAAAGUGAAAUCUGCCGGCGACUACAGCAACUUCGACAAGGAGUUCAUCAGCGAGAAGGCCAGGCUCUCCCUGGACGAGAAGCGCCUCGUGCAGUCCAUGGACCAGUCGGUGUUCAGCGAGUUCACCUUCAUCAACCCGGAGUUCAGCCGUUUGCUCAAGUAGCAGCGUGACCGCCCUUGGGGGGAGGGGUCCCGCCGCCCGCCCGAUCGUUUAACCCGCUGGCUUGACGCCGGAGUUCACGCUCGGGGAAGGUUUUCGUGGGGGGGGGGGGGGGG